This is a messenger RNA of Parnassius apollo (apollo), 1605 nucleotides long. NCBI's taxonomy places the organism in Eukaryota, Metazoa, Arthropoda, Insecta, Lepidoptera, Papilionidae. The record is from the annotation of a GenBank genome assembly.
AUGACAUUUGGCGUGUGGAAUAUGCGCACACUUCUUGACCGCGAAGAAAAUGCCUGUCCUGAGCGGAAAACUGCCAUCGUAGCUCGGGAACUAAGUCGCUAUAAUACUGAUGUGGCUGCACUCAGCGAAACACACCUCCCCGAUGAAGGAGAGCUGGUAGGAUACGGCGGCGGGUAUACUUUCUUUUGGAAAGGACUCGCUUCCUCAGAGCCGCGAAGGUCUGGUGUAGGUUUCGCUGUCAAGAACUACCUUGCUGCUCAACUACAAGAAUACUCUGUACAGAUCUCGGACCGCAUUACCACAUUGCGCCUUUACAUGGGACAUGAAAACUAUCUUAAUGUCAUCAGUGUCUAUGCCCCUACGCUAGACAAGUCUGAUGAAAUUAAGGAUAAAUUUUACGAAGAAUUGACGCGGUACAUAGAUCGUAUCCGUCCAAGGGAGCAAAUCCAUCUCUUGGGCGACUUUAAUGCCCGAGUAGGACGAGAUUAUGACGCCUGGCCUAAAGUUCUGGCCAGACAUGGUGUUGGUAAAAUUAACAGCAGCGGCCAACUCUUGCUUAGUUUUUGUGCACAAUUACAUCUUGCAAUUACAAAUACUAUGUUCAGAUUACCUGCCAAGUACAAGGCAACGUGGAUGCAUCCCAGAUCGAAGCAUUGGCACCUUAUCGAUUACGCUAUCGUGCGUCAAAAAGACAUCUCUCAAGUCCUAGUCACCCGUGUCAUGCGUGGUGCUCACUGUUGGACUGAUCACAGGCUUGUUGUUAUUAAAUUAAAUCUUCGUCUUCCACGUCCUUGUAGAUCUGAAAGAUCUAAACAGAUACGUCUGAACCUUGAACGAUUCCAAGAUACUAACACGAGGGCUAAAUAUGCCGAAACAUUGAGCACUGUUCUGCAGCCCCUCGACCCAAAAUCAAGUGAGAUCAAUACUGUCUGGGAGUCUCUAUCUCCUCAUGUUCUCGACACUGCUAAAUCUACUUUAGGUUUGAGAGUUCGAAAACAUGAGGACUGGUUUGAUGAUAAUGAUGAGGUACUUACGAACGCUAUUGAUAAACACCGUAGGCUCCUAAAGCAGCACAGUAAAACUCAUCAGAGUGUUAGUGUUAAGGAGUUGCGUCAUAGUGAUCUGGAGCUGCGUAAACUCGCACAACAAGCGAAAGAUAAGUGGUGGCAGGAGAAGGCUCGUCAGAUGCAGUGGCUCGCUGAUACCAACCAGCGCGGUGAGUUUUAUUCUGAGGUGCAACAUCUACUCGGUACGUCCACAAUGGCAAAAGUUCCACUGAAUUCAACUAGUGGUGAAGCGCUUUUUAAAAGUAGGAAGGAAAUACUCGAGCGACGGGCGGAGCAUUUCAACACCCUACUUAACAUGGAUCAUGUUGUUGACCUAGACCAUGUUCGCUGCCUACCUCAGCAACCUUUCGCCCUCGAGCUCGAUAAGCCAGUCUCGCCUGACGAGGUUGCUCUUGCCAUUAAGCAACAGCAAAAUAAACGCGCGGUUGGUGUUGAUUUUAUACCGGGUGAAUUAUUGAAGUAUGGCGGUGGGGAUUUGUAUUCGGCGAUAUGGGAACUUUUUGUCGUUAUGUGGGAAAAAGAACAAGUUGGGGGAUGA